CCCUCCCCUGCGCCCCGAUGUCACACUCCCCAGCGGCACAGUUCUUAUCCACUCCCCACUAAGAGAGAGCAAAGGGGCUCGCUAGGCCGAGUGACUUUAACGAUAGAUAAAUACAUAAAUAAAUGGCAUAAUUGGUCACCAAAAAUGAUGAAGCUAGCGACUACUGCCAGUGACUGGGAUUCCAUCUUGCACUCUGCAGGAAAACUCUGAAGAUUGUGUCGUUCAGUGCGACGGCAGAUAUGGUCUCUUCCAGGCUUGGCCAAUUUUCCUGGAUCUAGGAGCCAGCCCAAACAUUUAGGAGCCAGGCUACAGACACUUGACAAAAUUGCCAGACUUAGCGAUGGACGUUAUGGCGGGUGCGUGGGGGAGGUAAAUGGACUUCUCUUGGUCAAAAAGAGGACUGCCUGGGCGAAAUAACAUUUUUUAUCAAAUAACUCUACCUCUGGAUAUCCUAGUCUGGGUGCCACAGUUAAAUCCCCAGGCGCCUGGGAUUUCUCAAGCCCUGGUCUGUUCACGAUAUACCACUUUCCUCACAGUUCUAGAGACCAAGAACCCUAGCCCAUGCUGACCUCCCAGAUUGGGGCUCGGAACCAAAGAAAGCCUUGCUCCUGCCAUCUCUCAUUCUCCGUGGCCGUUGGUGAACAUCUGCGGUUCCCCCAAAGGAUCCUAGAUAAGCCAUGCCCACUCUUACAGUCUUAGAUUUAUCGCAGGGGUUAAGCUGGAUCUGAACUGACGUGUGGACACAUCAACAUUAAGAGCAUAGUUACCUAGGAAGCUGCCAUAUACUGAGUCAGAUCCUUGAUCCAUCUCGCUCAGUUUUCUCUACACAGACUGGCAGCGGCUUCUCCAAGGUUGCAGGCAGAAGUCUGUCUCGGCCAUAUCUGGAGAUGCCAGGAAGGGAACUUGGAACCUAGAUGCUAGAACUUGGAACCUAGAGCGGCUCCAUCCCCUGAGGGGAAGAGCUUACAGUGCUCACACAUAUUGUCUCCCAUUCAAAAGCAAACCAGGAUGGAGCCUGCUUAGCAAAGGGGACAGUUCAUGCCCACUACCACACGACCAGCUCUCCUCCAUUAGUUCCAAACUGUUCUUGGCUUUUGCAAAGAGCCCUGGGGAUUGUAGUUCUGUGCAGGUGCUGAGACGCCUCUCUCAGAAGAUCCUUAGACUUCUCCUUCUCCCCCCAUCCAAAACAGCCCUUUAACAGUGUGCGGAAUUCUUUGGGCGAAAAAUACGACCACAUUUACCCUAAUAAACGUCAGUCAUGCAGACAUGGCUGUUGGAUGCCUUCGUGGACUGGCAGUGUCAGGGUGCACGCUGUGCACCUCCAGCCUGCCGCCGGAGGACAGUCCAGGAAAGAAAGGCCCGUGUGCUUCUCCAUUUAUCCCAUUAAAUGGGUCGCAGAGGAAGAAGGCAGGUGUUGUUCAUUGCUGGGCCUUCUCAAGCCACUGAUAAAAUCUUCCCACUCCCUCCUUGAGGUCUACUAAAGGAGGGAGGCCUCCUAUCUAGAGCAGAGGUUCUCAAACGUGGCUCCGCAGAUGUUCUUGAACUACAACUCCCAUCGUCCACAGCCUUCAGCCAUCGUGGUGGAAGGGUGAUGGGAGUUGUAGUCCAGCCACAUCUGGGGACCCAGGCUUGAGAACCCUCGCAGUGGAGGCUUCUGUGCAGGCAUCGCAGCUGAAUACUUGCAGCCGGCAAUCUCUCUGUGCCCGUUCUCACUCGGAAGUGCCAUAUGCACCGUCCCAGCAUAACCUGCAAGUGAUUUCUAUUGGCUGCAUCGGCAUGCACGCCAGACAAGCUCAUAAUUUCCGUAUUUUACCUGACUGGGGCACAAUUUAUACAUUUCGAGAGCUACAAUGCUGUCUGACCCCCAGUAGUGGGAUUUGCCACUCUUGGUAAGCAUCCAGAGAUAACGGGAUAUGCCGGACUUCCAUUGCUUCCUUGUUACUAACAGGAUUGCACUCAAUAAUAAUGAAGCAACCCCUGAGUUGCGAGAGUAAUCCAGAAGCGAAAAGGGGGACCCAAUUCACUCUGCACCAAAUCUCCAUAUUCUCCCGUCCUGUUCCCUCGAGCAUCACAAGUCUGAGGAAAUGAGCCGGUAAGUCUAGAAAUGUAACUCCAAACCAGAAAUGUUGGCAUUCCCAUUGGGGAUGGGAAUCAUCAUCAUCAAUUUCAUUACAGCCAUUGGCCAGCAAAAAUAGAAGUAACAAAUAUGUCCAACACAACAAUCAAUAAACAAUGCUAAAACACAAUAAAAGAAAAUACAAUCACUCACAAUAAAUUACUGAAAAACAAGGGGAGGGGAAUCGUAGCUCCAUGGCAUAGUAUCUCUGCUUUGCAUGCAGAAGGUCCCAGGUUCAAUCUCCCGGGAAAGGCUUGCCUGAAACCCUAGAGAGCUGCUGCCAGCCAGAGUCGGCCAUGCUGCGCGAGAUAGACCAGUGAUCUGACGCUGUAUAAGGCAGCUUCCGAUCAAAAAAUGUUGGGGCAGGAUUCACGAGCUACAACCAAGUCACACACACACACCCAACAAUGGUUCUUUUGCUGUUCUUGCAACCAAAUUGGCUAGUGGCAGAUUAAGGGGGGGACUCCUAAUCUUGACUUGAUGGCACAGUCCAAAAUGCAGGCCCAAAUCCAGCUUGCAACGGAUAUGUCACCAACCCCAGCCUCCCGGCAGGAACUGCACAUGGACACAAGGAGCUGCUGCAUACAGACGGAGUCAGGCCACUGGGCCAGCUAGCUGAACAUCACCCGCCUUGACCAGGGGUGGUUCUCUAGUAGAUUGCGCGGAGCGGGUGGCAAUUCUGUGUUUGCUUGCCUGCUGAAUAGCUUCUGGGACCAGAUACAGAUGGGGACCAUGGUGGGGGUGUUAACCUUCUGCCCCCAGUGCAAUUCAGAUCUAGAUUAGCACCCUCUCCCACCGGCCAGCUGCUCUUUGCUGCAGGAAAGAAGCCCCCAUUCUCAGUAGGCGCUUCCCUCCAACGUCAAAUGGUGACCACAGCGGGGGAGCAAUUGGGGACAUGGCGGAGGCAAAGGCUGGAAGCUCCCCUUCCUCCAUGGCGCUGUCCUGAUUUAAAUGGACCCCACCCAGGGGUGUCGCUCUAAUUGUGCGAGUGGGUCGGAAGAACCCAGAUCUCCACCCCUCCCUAUUUUCUUUAUUACGUCCCUCACUCCAAGGGGCUGCUCUGGAAAGGGGUGGCCACGGGCCCCCCACUCCCCUAGAUACGCCCCUGAUCCCACCACCCACCCAGGCCUGCAGCAAGGGGGCAGGUGCCAAGCACGUGCUUCAUGACUGCAUGUACAGUUUAGGCCUGAGAUCCUUUAACUGGAGACGUCAGGUUCAGAUCCGGGAUGUCCUGCCUGCCUUCUACCGAGUCAGACUGCUGGUCCAUCUAGCUCAGUUGUCUACACCAGGGGUUCCCGACCUGCGGUGGUCCUCCAGAUGUUGCUGAACCAUAGCUGGGGGUGGUGGGCAUUGUAGUUCAGCAACAUCUGGAGGACCACCGCAGGUCAGGAACCCCUGGUCUACCUUGACUGGCAGUGGCUCUCCAGGGCAAGAGUCCUUCUAUACCGCUCUUCAACCAGAGUUCUCAAAGCAGCUUACAUCGAGAAAUAAAUAAUGCAUGGGUAAGAUGGCUCCUGUCCCGCAAAGGGCUCGCAAUCUAAAAAAGGAACAUAAGAUAGACACCAGCAGCAGCUACUGGAGUGAUGUUGUGCUGGGGAUGGAGAGGGCCAGUUGCUCCCCCCUGCUACAUAUAAGAAUCGCCAUAUCAAAAGGUGGUGAUCUCUUUGCUGAGCAGGGGUGACUGUCCUGUUGAUAGAACUGGCCCUAUGUAUCAGACCCACCCAUUCACACACACACACCACUCCCGAGGUUCGUAACUCAAGUAUACAUCUCUGCUGGGUAGCAGUCUAAAGCCCUAAUCUCCCCUAGACAGACUGCAGGCCACAUCCAGCCUCUAAAGUAUCUUGAUAAGCAUCUACUUUAUGCUGGGUCACUCUCCUGGAACAUCGCUCUGUGACUGAGCAUGCUCUUUGUUAUGCACAGAAGGCCCCAGUUGCAAUAGAAGGUCCUAGUAAAGCUCUGGCCAGCUCAUCGAACUUCUUCCUCUUCCCUUCCCACUUCUGUUCCCGCCAGCAGGUUUUGUGCUGGUGCCCCGGUAAUCCGUGUUUCCUUCAGAGACCAUCUAGUCACAUGCAAGGGGGCUUGUGUGGCCUGCGAAGGAAAUAUGACUGCUGGAUGUGCUGGUGUUUAGAGGAAGCAGCAAGCACACGGGACAAAUUCUGGGCAAGAUCUUGAUUCAUCUUUCACUUGAAAAAAAAGACCACGCCUUCUGCUUUGUGGUUUUCAGAAGAACUGUUCUUGAAAUCAUUUGUGCUUUUAAAAAAAAAAACCCUCGAGGAAGUCUGGUAGGAUAGGAUCCUCCACCUGCCAUGUGUCCACACUGUGAACUCUUUGGAGCAGAGACUGCCUUUCACAUGUGCACGCCAAGGGAUAUGAAAGGUGUGAGCAGCUGUGGAGAUGACCUGGUCACCACAGCCUCAAUAUAAGGGCUGAUGUAGCUAAACCCCUCCAGGAAGGAUCCACCACCACCACCACCCCCGCGAUACCAUAUGUCUCUUUUCUCCUGAAGAAAAUGGAAGGAAUUGCCUCUUCCUUCCCCACCUGAGGGAGCAGGUUUGACCGGUGUCUCUGUGCCUUUAAGGCUUCUCACAGAGAGACACCAUCAAAUGGCUGAUCCCCCCUCUGUCUCGGCAGCUGGACAGGGUUCCCAUCUCCCCAUCCCACGCAAGAAAUAUUUGCACAGAACGACUCCAGGGGUUCAUGAGCAAAUUUUGGUCUUGUGUGGUUUUUUUUGGGGGGGGGGGGUUGGCUAUUGAAGAACAUGCUACUUUGCUCUCUGUUUUGGAUGUGUGUGUAUAUAUACCAUAUUUACCUGAAUAGAAGAUGACUCUGAAUGUAUGACAACCACCUUAGAGAAUAUCAAUAUUUGCCUGGAAGGAAGAGGACACUGAAUUUAAGGUGACGAUGACAAAUAUUUAUAGACUGCUUAAAAAUAAAUACAUUCCAAAGCGGUUUACAUAAAUUUAAAAAACUGGUUCCCUGUCCCCAAAGGGCUCACAAUCUAAAAGAGAAACAUAAGACAGACACCAGCGACAGACACUGGAGGGAUGUUGUGCUGGGGGUGGAUAGGGUCAGUUGCUCUACCCUUGCUAAAUAAAGAGAAUCACCACUGAGAUGAGCCCCAAUUGAUAACAUCAAAGAACUUGGGGGCGGGGGAGAGACUAGUCUUGGAUUCAAGUAAAUUCUGGGGAGAGAGAGAGAGAGAGAGAGAUGGCUGUUUUCCAAAUCGGAAAAAAAUAAAAUUAAAGUGAGCAAGAUUUGGCAGUGAGUCCCGUCCCUGCCCUGCUUCAUCCUGGCACAGGGGGUGCUCCUUGUGAUCCCAUAGCAAAAGUUGCCCAUGGCAGAGAAUACCCAGACAUGAGGCCCAUUCAUUGGUCAGCUGAGGCCACAUGGUUUGAGCCUUUGGAGGAUCAAGAGCAACCAACUGCUGGUCAUACCUUGGUCUGCUGCUGCUGCAAUUUAGGCGAUUUAUUUAUAUCCAGACCUUGGCUGAGAAUCUUUUUAGGCUAGAGGCUGGAUGCCUGCUGUGUAACGCCCACAGUCAUGACCUGGACACCACAGCCUCAAGGAGGAGGCUUUUCCAGAGGGUGGUUCUGGGUAGUGGUCUUGGGGCUGGGCAGCACUUUUGCUGCAGCAGGGAAGCAGGAAGGCCUUUUCCACGGGCAUCUUCCCCACACGUGUUUUUCCUGCCCAAGGCCAGCAGAGGGCAACAUCAUCACACUGCAGAGCUGCAUGGUAGGAGGAGCAGCCACCCAGAGGACAUUGCAGCAGUAAUGUCAGUGAAGAAUCACUGGGGCUGGGGUGUGAGGAUGGGUUGGAUAGUUGGCCUUAAGUUGCCUGUGAAUAUUCAUCAGCCUUUUCACACAAAAACGUUCCCAAGGCGAUGUGCAAGCAAUUAAUUACACCACUUAAAAACUGCAUAUUUCAAAAAUAUCAGAAUAAACCAUCCAAAAACAAAAGCAAGCCUUUGGCAUGUUUAAGAGGAACAGCAUCAUAUGGGAAGAGGAGCUUGGUCACUUUCCAUGUGUGACAUGAUGGGCACUAUCCAAUACGUGCUGCUCAGGCAGAACUUGAUUAUACAGGACAUUGCAAUGAAAAUAUGACCUCCCCUCUCCCUAGCUACAAAAUCUUGGCAUUUUAUUGCUGAGAAAAUGAAUUUCCCCACAAGGAAAUUGCCAUUGGAGGCGAGGGGGGGGGGCAGGAAUAAUUGGGAAACGCUGUCAGGACUAUCCCAUACUCAAGGGGUUCUCAAAUGGGCCCCCAAGUGUUGGACUACAACCCCUAUCAUCCCCUGCCAUAAUAGCCUUCCAUUGUGCCUGGGCAUGAUGGGAACUGUAUGUAGUCCAGCUGCAUCUGGAGGCCCAAGUUUGAGAACCCCUGCCAUUCAUUUGAAAGGGAAAUCUGAGGAUACUGUCUUUCAGAAGGUACCCAGGUUUCCCCUCAUGAGGCUAUAUUCUAUGCUGGAACCAUCAUUUGCACACCCUUUAAAUGCAGCCCGGGUUAAUCUAGGGUUGGUGCCUUUGGGAUGCAAGAAUUCUAGGGCUGAGUGCCUCUGAGCUUGCUCAGAAUUCCUUUCCUCCAAAGCUGAAGAGUCCUUUGAAAAAGGGCUUCCAGGCAAAUUGCCUCUGGGCAUGCACAGAGUGCCUUUCUUUUGUGCAUAUGAGCUGGGUGUUAAAGCAUUAUGCCUCAUCAUCUCCAUCAUCAAGCAUAAGAAAUGGGUCUAUCUUUGCCGUAAGCAAGGGGGGGGGAUAAACUAUUCCUGGGUUUCCCAGUAGUCUUUCAACACAAAAAGAAAGGAGUUAUUCCUAAGUGAUCGCCAUAGCACAUCAAGAGAACUGAGGAUUAGGACCAAAUAUGGACCGGGUGGUAAAACCUGAAAAUCUGGGGCUGAGAAUAUGAGAGCCCAGGGAGGAGCUUGCUUUGCUGGAUCUGUAUUCUCAUCCAUCCUCUUAUCGAUCAGGCUGCCGUGGGUAAGGGCACCGCCUGCCCUCACCCCCUCCCCAAUUUAAAGGACAUAUUCUCAGCUUCAAGCUGAGCUGUCUGGUUUCCAUGGCGACAGAGGUCUGAGGCCUACGGAUUCCCUCCUCUUUCCCAUUACACUGCUACACACACACACACUCCCCCCCCCCCCCCCCGCGCGCCUUCUGCCUGUCAUGAUGCCAAGGAAAACCAGCACCGUAUAGAGCUCAUCCUGCAAGCACAAUUCUGCACCCUCUCUCUUGGCCUCUUUGUUUCCACAAAUGGCCCUGAGGCUUUUAGGGGUGCACUUAAGACUUCUGACUGGUUUUGACGCCCAGGUGCAUUCUUAUGGUGCAGGACAGGCGUGAACAUUAAAAGCUCCUAAUGCAUAUGAUCCACAUCUCUCCUGCCUUUCUACUCCCCCAGGGGGUCUGAUAAAAUAAAAUUUAAAAAGGCUGUCCAAAAGAACAUCCAAUGAUACAGAUUUGGAGUUCAACCCUAACUCCGCAGGGUUCGAUGACAUGAAAACGGUACAGAGCCUGCUUUCAAAGUCUGUAACCGGCUUGUCGGCGAUUGUCUGAAUCCCCACCGAGGCGGAAACCUCAAAACAUAAAUCAACUCCUGUAGCUCUACAAAGGAUCAAAAGGAAUUCCGCAGGGAGAGUGGGCUUGAGCCAGCGUGGUGUAGUGGUUAGUGCUGGACUAGGACCAGGGCGACCCGAGUUCAAAUCCCCAUUCAGCCAUGAGACUUGCUGGGUGACUCUGGGCCAGUCACUUCUCUCUCAGCCUAACCGACUUCACAGGGUUGUUGUGAGGAGAAACUCAAGUAUGUAGUACACCGCUCUGCGCUCCUUGGAGAAAGAGCAGGAUAUAAAAUGUAGAAAAUAAAAUAAAAUAACUCUCACCCGGUUUCACACGUUCUGUUCAACACAAUCUGUAUACCCAUGUACAAAUCUGUACGCACAUACAGUUAUUCACACAUAUUCCACACGUGCAGGAUGGGACCCAUCCUCUGUGUACCAUGCAUUUGAGGAACUUGUACCCAGCUUCGCUUGUACAGGCCUGCGUGCAGUCAGUCACAGAAAUGCAGGUACAUAUGUUCAGCUCUGCCUGUACACAAUGCACCGCAUGGUGUCUGAACCGGGCUGUUCUGUCGAGUUCCCUAAUGACGUCACCGAAGGGUUCUUUAUGACAUCACCGAAGGGUUCUUUAUGACAUCACCGAAGGGUUCUUUAUGACAUCACUGAAGGGUUCUUCUCUCUUGAGUGUGGUUCUCCUCCCAGUGACUUCUGGCCCCUUUUCGGGACCCUUGAGCAAUGCCUUCAGGCCAUCCCCUGCUCCUCUGGCUGGCCUUCGCCUCCCAGGCAGCCGCUUGCCUGUACUGCUUCUCCACCCAUGCCCAGCGCCAUCGGGUUUGCCAGCACUUUUUGGGCCACCAGAGUCCCCAGCACGCAGCCUGCCUGAAGACCCUGCAGACGGCCUUUCAGCCGUACACCCAGAUCAAGGUGGGUGAGUGCCGUCCAAUUGAGCGCAGAGCCAGAACGGAGGCAGCGAGCAUCCACAACCCAGGAGUCCAGGAGGGUUACAGCCCCGCCCCUUUACUGACAAGCUCCACCCCCUGGGUCUCAGCCCUAACGGGGCCUUCACCAGCUGCCAUUCUCUCCUUUCCAGGUGUGUCCGAAUUAGAAAAAUUGAAGGAGACCUUUGGCAGGAUCAUCUUUUUCCUAGAAGAGAAAGGCCUGGCCAAGGUGUCGUAUCGUCUAGCCAUUCCAGACGCGGCACAACAGCUUAAAAAGGAGGUGGAGCAACUCAGCGCUGCUCCAGCCUGCAUCCCACCAUGUGGGUUCCAGGAAGAGGCUCGUCACUAUGUAUGCGCCUCUUGCAGAAUCGUGGAUUGCCCGCUGCCCAUCGAUUGCCCAAUCGUGGAUGUGCACAAAACUGAAGGGGAAGCUGUUCUUUUCAAGUGUACGGUGAACUUCACGCUUCCCUCGGACACCAUCCUCAAAUGGAGAUUUGCCAAGGAACUCCGGUCCCAAUACAUGUCCUUCUUCCAAGACUUGCACUCUGGGUUCAGUCCUUCCCUCCUCAUCCAACCCAUCCUGCAAUCCCGUCACGGCACCUAUGCCUGCCAGAUUUCUGCGGAAGACGAUGUCCUGGUCCGAAUGUUCUUCUACCUGAACGUGACUGCAAGGAAUCUUGGGCUGCAGAAGGACCUGCAGGAGAUGUUCCGGGUCAUCCUGAACCCGCCGCCAGGAAUGGAGCUGGAGGAGGUGGUGGAGGAGAACAACCUGCCCUCCCUGCAAGAGUUACUGUCCCAGCCGGACUACCUACACCAGAAAAAUGUCAUCUUCCUCAUCGUGGGGCUGGCCUUGGGGUCCAUGCUGGUCACUCUAGUCGCUCUGGUGCACGGCGGAUUAUCCGAGAUGAAAGAGGAGAUCGAAACGGGAGUCCGGUUCCUCUCCCGCCUCGUGAAACGAGACGAGAAGCUGGACAAGGAGCAGGUGCGGCGCUUUGGCGAGUGCCUGACCACGAUUCUGUGUGAACGCUUCAGUGAUCAUUGGUACCCCGAGAAUCCCCAGAAAGGACAGGCGUACAGGUGCAUCCGGAUCAACAGAAAGCAAAAAGUGGACGAUUCGCUCCUGAAAGCCUGUAAGGACUGUGGGCUGGAUUAUUCAAAGUUAUCACUGCCCCGGGAGAUCUCACUCUGGAUCGACCCAGGCGAGGUCUGUUGUAGGCUUGGUGAGAACAGUUAUCACUUCAAGGUAGUGAACGAGCCGGAGAGCAACAGCGGCAAAGCAACGCCAGAGAUGGAGACGUCGGAUUACCAUUCAGAAUCUCCCUCGGAGUGUUCAUCGGAGGACGAGGGGCCAGCCAAGCGUCUGGGGACCACACCAGUGCCAAGCAAAAGCCAGUCCAAGGGAAAUGACAACAAACAGGCUCCCCAGUAUUUCUACAUGCCGUCUCCUCUUUGGGUACCAUAUUCCCAGGUCAGCUACAUUCCGGCGUACCAACCCGUCACCGUCUACUAUGUCGACUACGCCUCCAAACCUCCGGUCGCCAGGAAACCCAACCCGAAUCUCUUGAAACGUCUCACCAAGCGGGCUUCGAAGGUGUGAGGGAGGGAGAAAGUGGGCAGAGCCACCAGGCCCUAGACUCGGGCCGCACAACUUUCACCUUCCUGCAGAUGUUGGCCUACAACUCCCAUAAUCCCUGGCUGUUGGCCACUGUGGCUGGUGGGAUUUGUAGUCCAAAAACAGCUGGGGGGCCUAAGUUGAGCAGGCCUGCUUAGACUGAGGGUCUCAAACUGUAGUCCUCUCAAAUGGCAGUUGGACUACAACACCCAUCAUUCUCAGUCACAGUUACCAGGGAUGAUGGGAAUUGUAGGCCAACAGCUGCCGGAGGGUCACUGUUUGAGACCCCUGCCCUACCCUCUGGGUAACCUGCUUUCCCUGGAGUUGGGCCUUAUUGAUGCUGAGAGUAAGGCUGUAAUUUUUCAGAACAAAAUGGCCUCCACAGACCCUUUGGGGGAGAAGCCUGCUGCUCGGAAUUAUCCUCCUAAACUGUACAUUGGGUGGGGAAUUCCUGGCAGCCGGUCACUUAAUUUUGCCCCAGUGCAUGUGUGGAUACGGGGGCCACCUUGUUUCCAUGGUGCUAAACAACUGUAGCAUUCCGAUUGUGUAUUACUGUACCCAGCACUUCAAUAUACAGUCAGACCUGGAGGCCCGGAAUGUCCGUAUUGGGCUAAGGCAGGGAAUCUCAAACUUGGUCCCCCAGCUGUUGCUGAACUACAACUCCCAUCUUCCCCAGUUGUGGCUGGGGAUGAUGGGCGCUGUAGUUCAGCAACAUCUGAGGACUCAAAUUUGGGAGCCCUAGGACUAAGGAGAGGACAUGAGGACGGGAUACCUGGGUUCUGUCCUCGGCUCUGGCAGGGAGGUAAUGCCUACUAGUUAGAACAGGGUGAGUGGGGGAAAGGGUUCUGUCCUCAGCUCUGGGAGGGGAAUGAGGUGCAGUGAGGGAGAUUUGGGAAUCUGGACUUUGGGGUCCUGUUCCCAAUACCGCUCCAUCUGACUUCUUCCCCAGGGUACUUCCUACUGUAAAACUGGGAUCAUAGUGGAAGCUGUGUGUACUUUGCACUUUUAAACUAAGAUAACUCUGCUGCAAACAAAAACAAGCAUUUGACCUCUGUGUAAAUUGUUGCAAAUUUGCAUAUGGUGGCUUAUUUUGCAUAAUUUAUUCUGCUUCUGAGGGGCAAGGAGCCUCAGGGCCCUGCCCCCUUGCUGCUUUACCACCCUUACCUCUUUGCCCAGCUUCUGAAACGUCACCAGGUCUUACCCACUACACCUCCAAGUCUAUUUUUUCCACCUUAAGGGCUAGAAACUUGCUUUUCCCAAAAGGACAGAAAAGAGGCUUUGAUUCUUUGGAUGCUGGCUUUUGUACGCAAUAGCAAUUUCAUUCUUUUGCACUUUGGGCUCUUGUUACACACAGCCCUGAAAAUAAUACUUACCUACCUCAAGGGAUGCUGUUAUAAAAUGAAAUGAAUGAGAGAGUGUAAAGAUAAAUUGAAGUAUUUUUUUGCAGCAUGAACUGAAGGACUUGUUGUUGGGCAAAGUAUUGUUAUUGUGAUGAAUAAUAAUAAUUAAUAUUAUCUAUCUAUUAUCUUCUGUAAAUAACAACCAGGAGCUUUAAUUUAUGGAAUUGUGUAAAUAUCGACCUGCAGUUUGUUUUUAUGCACCAUUGAGGCAAUGGCUUUUUGCAUUUUUUUAAAAAAACAAUCCUUUUUCUAUUUUAAAAAAUGUUUUUAAAAAAUCGAAUAAUUAAAAAUAAUAAAAUGAUAUGAUUAAUGGAAA
Messenger RNA from Hemicordylus capensis (graceful crag lizard), 11921 nucleotides. RefSeq names its product sperm acrosome membrane-associated protein 6-like. The record is from RefSeq and is a predicted model, not a curated record. NCBI's taxonomy places the organism in Eukaryota, Metazoa, Chordata, Lepidosauria, Squamata, Cordylidae. Bases 8391 to 10190 code for a protein of 599 amino acids. Gene Ontology annotation, biological process: negative regulation of cell population proliferation; fusion of sperm to egg plasma membrane involved in single fertilization; negative regulation of mitotic cell cycle. Gene Ontology annotation, cellular component: cytoplasm; nucleus. The transcript has 11 exons.